This is a messenger RNA of Glycine soja, 876 nucleotides long. Its product is annotated as peptide methionine sulfoxide reductase B1, chloroplastic. NCBI's taxonomy places the organism in Eukaryota, Viridiplantae, Streptophyta, Magnoliopsida, Fabales, Fabaceae. The transcript is spliced from 5 exons. Bases 44 to 652 code for a protein of 202 amino acids. The record is from RefSeq and is a predicted model, not a curated record. Gene Ontology annotation, biological process: response to oxidative stress; protein repair. Gene Ontology annotation, molecular function: peptide-methionine (R)-S-oxide reductase activity. Gene Ontology annotation, cellular component: cytoplasm.
CAUUAAGUCGGUGUUAUGAAUUGGAGUGGCCAGCGUAAGAAGAAUGGCUUCUCAAAGUUUGAGUUUACCACCAACACAUAUUCCUUACAAUAGGAUAAUUGGGAAGCUUGAUUCCAAGUUUUUGUUGUGGCCUUCUUGUGCUCAUAUCAAACCCAGAAGAAUUUCUACCUCAAUUCGAGCAAUGGGUUCCUCCGCUUCUUCCCACUCCCAGUCACAAUAUGCAGACAGCGUUGAAUCUGAAGCAGGAGCUGAUACUAUUGACUAUAAAUCUUUAACCGAUGAAGAGUGGAAGAAGCGGCUCACAAAUGAACAGUUCUAUAUUACUCGUCAGAAGGGAACUGAAAGAGCUUUCACUGGGGAGUACUGGAAUACUAAAACCCCGGGGAUUUACCAUUGCAUAUGUUGCGACACACCUUUAUUCGAAUCAUCUACUAAGUUCAAUAGUGGAACUGGGUGGCCAUCCUAUUACCAGACAAUUGGGAAAAAUGUGAAAUCAAAGUUGGAUUUGUCAAUUAUUUUCAUGCCGCGCCAGGAGGUUCUCUGUGCUGUUUGUGAUGCUCAUCUUGGACAUGUGUUUGACGAUGGUCCUCCACCCACGGGAAAACGUUUCUGUAUCAAUAGUGCUGCCCUUAAGCUCAAACCAAAGCAGUAGACAGUGAAAUACCUACCUAUCACUCGGAAGCAGAUGGUAUAAUAUUCUAAAUAUGUGAUAUACUUUGUGCUGUUUUUCCUAUUUAUGGAGAACAACAAUGAAAAUUGUCUUGAACUGUUGAUGUAUAAAACACAAAUUUUAUAGAAUCUAGAAGCUCAAUUACUAUAGUGAAGACUCAAAUUCUAAUACUAAUGAAGUGUCGGCAUGUACUUGCCAUUGUUUCA